UCUGGAUUAUGGGUUUCUGGAUAAGGGAUCCCCUGCCUGUAUUAUUGAUUCUUACAAUAUAUAGAUUAACGGAACUGAGCCAUUUUUCUUUCGCUGGAAACAGCAUAACAAUGUGGGGCUGAUCAUGCUCAAGGGAAACAUCAUACAUUUAAGCCUGUGCUGGGCUGACCUUGCCCCAAUCAGAAGGAAAGAUGCAAAUGAAGCGAGUGAGUCCUGUGACGCAGGCUGUACUGCUGCCUGGUUGUUAUAGUGAUAAGCCAGGGCCCUCUGCAUCCUUCUUGCUACUUAUAGGAUUUAAACAUCAACCUUCUGCUCCUCCAGGGACAAAACAGGAAAGGGAAAAAAAUCCCUUACAGGGAGAAUCAAAAUCCAUAGAGACGGGAAAGGCGCAUGUAUUCUUUUACUGGCCAUGCCAGUGCUCAGCAUUGAUGCUGAGUCAGAUACUGGUAUCCCAAAAUCCCCUUGUGAUGAGCUUCCCUUAGAAACCAUGGAGGAAUUAGAGCACACAUGUCCUCAUCCUUGGUCGACUAUAAUUGCACCUGCCCCAUUUGCUGAAGAAACAACUUAUGAGUGUAAGGCUCCACAUGAGAAAUUAACCAUCACUCAGGCCCGUAUAGGAACACCAGUUGAUCGACCUGUCAGGGUAUAUGCAGAUGGGAUAUUUGAUGUUUUCCACUCAGGUCAUGCAAGAGCCCUUAUGCAAGCCAAAAACCUGUUUCCUAACAGCUACCUGCUUGUUGGAGUUUGCAGUGAUGACCUGACCCAUAAAUACAAAGGCUUUACAGUGAUGAAUGAGACUGAGCGAUAUGAGGCUCUGCGUCACUGUCGUUAUGUGGAUGAGAUUAUCACAGAUGCUCCAUGGACCCUAACUCCAGAGUUCCUGGAAAAGCAUAAGAUAGAUUUUGUUGCACAUGAUGACAUCCCAUACUCUUCUGCAGGUUCAGAUGACGUGUACAAGCAUAUAAAGGAAGCAGGCAUGUUUGUGCCAACUCAAAGGACAGAAGGCAUCUCCACAUCUGACAUAAUCACUAGAAUUGUGCGUGAUUAUGAUGUUUAUGCAAGGCGCAACUUACAAAGAGGCUACACUGCCAAAGAGCUAAAUGUUAGCUUUAUAAAUGAUAAAAAAUACAGAUUUCAGAACCAAGUCGACAAAAUGAAAGAAAAAGUAAAAAAUGUGGAAGAAAAAUCAAAGGAAUUUGUUUAUAAAGUAGAGGAAAAGAGCCACGACCUUAUUCAGAAAUGGGAGGAGAAGUCACGAGAUUUUAUUGGAAAUUUCUUAGAGUUGUUUGGACCUGAUGGAACCUGGCAGAUGUUCCAGGAGCGCAGUGGGAGGAUGCUACAAACCCUGUCUCCAAGAGAGAGUCCCACUGGCAGUCCCAUACGAGAGCGCUCGCCGUCACGCUCUCCGUCUCCCACUCUGCCAUGGAUCCAUAACAAGUCAUCACCUACUUCUCCAAAAGGAGCUUCAGCCUCCAUUAGCAGCAUGAGUGAGGGAGAUGAGGAUGAAAAGUAAUUUAUAGGAACUUAUGAAACAGUUAGGUCUUUAGUUAGAGAAGGGUCCCAAAGUAUUCUUUUCACAGGACACAGGCUAUUGUAAGGAUUUCACAUAGAGAGAACCGAGGUGUCAAGAAGUACUUAAUAUGAUCUUUAAAAUUCAAAAUGUAAAGGUCCGCUCUCAGUGACAUGCAUUUGUGCCAGAGACAGGGUCACCCAUAAGGGAAGGACCAGUAGCAGCUUAAAUUAAUGUGACAUUGGGGAAAUGAUAGGACCCUUCAGUCCCAAGAGUUUACACUUGAAAGAGAUCAUGAUAUCCAGGCAGAGAAGAGUAGCUAUUCUGGAAGGUUAGCGUAUAGAUAUUACAGUAGAUGCAUGCCGUGCCUAUGAGCACAGUAAACCAACAAAAAACAUGUUUUAUUAUUUUAUACAAUGAGUUAUGGGAUAUUGCUAUAAAAUGAAAACUCAAUCUGCUCGUAAAAUACCAAGAAGGCUGUUUCAUUCCUAUGCAUUAACUAGCUAGCCUUUACUUUCAAAAUAAUGUAGAAUAUUGUUUCACUUAUUUUUUUUUUUGCACUAAUUAAGUUCUAGCUGGGGAGCUCACUGGUGCUUGGAAAUUAUACUGGAAUGGAAUCCAACCAUGGUACAUAAAGGAAAAUAUUUCUAGCUUA
Molecule: messenger RNA, 2165 nt
Organism: Xenopus laevis (African clawed frog)
Lineage: Eukaryota; Metazoa; Chordata; Amphibia; Anura; Pipidae
Product: choline-phosphate cytidylyltransferase B
Exons: 8
Coding region: 410-1513 (367 amino acids)
Source: RefSeq, a predicted model, not a curated record